AUGAAACUCACAAGAUCUGGGAAAAUCGCUCUGAUUAUCUUGGUGGUCAUAAUUGUAGCAGCAGCCAUCGGAGUCAUUGUUUACUUUGUGGUCUAUGGUAAAACACCUUUCUAUUACCACAUCAGCUUUAAAAUUAAUAAUGUUGACUACGACAGCAAGUUUGGCAAGCCAUAUGCUCAAGAAUACAUAGAUCUAAAUGAAAGGAUAGUGUCUUUGAUGAAUAAAACAUUUCAAGCAUCCAAACUGAGAAGGCAGUAUGUCAAAUCCCACGUUGUCAAAGUCAGACAGAACAAUGGUAAAACGAUAGUGGAUGUGGUGCUGAAGUUUAAAUCCUGUUACAACAAUAAUGCAGCAAUGUUUCGAGACAGGGCAAAAAAUAUUUUACUUCAGAAGCUGACAGGUGACACUGGGUCCUUAUGCAUAGAUUCUUCCUCAUUUAAACUUUCAGAUAUUGAUACGGAUCCAGCAGAAAAUCUUCUGAAUAUGUGUUGUGGAAGACGAACAAAAAUGUCCCCUGGCAACAAAAUAGCUGGAGGCCUGGAUAGUGUGGAGGGGGAAUGGCCUUGGCAAGCCAGCCUACAACAGAAUAAUAUUCACAGAUGUGGGGCCACUCUGCUUAGUAACAACUGGCUUCUCACAGCUGCACACUGCUUUGUAAAUGCUAAAGACCCUCGAGAAUGGAGUGUGACCUUUGGACUCCGUUUAAGUGAUUCAAAAAUGAAACGAAGUGUGAAAAAUAUUAUCAUUCAUGAAAAGUAUCACUAUCCAGAUCAUGACAAUGACAUUGCCAUUGUAAAUCUGUCCAAACCAGUACUAUAUACAAGCAGUAUUCGAAAGAUUUGUCUUCCAGAAGCAAAUUAUAACUUCCCUCCAGAUUCUGAUGUGGUAGUUACAGGAUGGGGAUCAAGAAAAACUGAUGGAACAAGUCCUAAUGUUCUCCAAAAAGGAAUAAUGAAAAUUAUAGAUACUGACACAUGCAAUAAAAAAGAGGUAUAUGAUGGUGCCAUAACAAAUGGAAUGAUAUGUGCUGGGUUCUUGGAAGGAAGAAUAGAUGCCUGCCAGGGUGACUCAGGUGGACCACUGGUUAGUUCAGAUUCUAGAGGCAUCUGGUUCCUUGUUGGAAUCGUGAGCUGGGGACAUGAAUGUGCUCUUCCAAAUAAGCCUGGCGUCUAUACUCGAGUCACUUACUAUCGAAACUGGAUUACGUCAAAAACUGGGCUUUAG
This is a messenger RNA of Dromiciops gliroides (monito del monte), 1224 nucleotides long. Its product is annotated as transmembrane protease serine 11C-like. Lineage: Eukaryota; Metazoa; Chordata; Mammalia; Microbiotheria; Microbiotheriidae. Gene Ontology annotation, cellular component: extracellular region; plasma membrane. Bases 1 to 1224 code for a protein of 407 amino acids. Gene Ontology annotation, molecular function: serine-type endopeptidase activity. The record is from RefSeq and is a predicted model, not a curated record. The transcript has 9 exons. Gene Ontology annotation, biological process: proteolysis.